AGCGGAGGCGGCGGGAGCGCCGGGUGCCGGGCCGGGGGAGCCGCGGGCUCUCGGGAAGACGCGGAUGAUGAACAAGCUGUACAUUGGGAACCUGAGCCCCGCCGUCACCGCCGACGACCUCCGGCAGCUCUUCGGGGACAGGAAGCUGCCCCUGGCGGGACAGGUCCUACUCAAGUCCGGCUACGCCUUCGUGGACUACCCCGACCAGAACUGGGCCAUCCGCGCCAUCGAGACCCUCUCGGGUAAAGUGGAAUUGCAUGGGAAAAUCAUGGAAGUUGACUACUCAGUCUCUAAAAAGCUAAGGAGCAGAAAAAUCCAGAUUCGGAACAUCCCGCCUCACCUGCAGUGGGAGGUGUUGGAUGGACUGUUGGCUGAGUAUGGGACAGUGGAGAACGUGGAGCAAGUCAACACAGAUACAGAAACUGCCGUUGUCAACGUCACCUAUAUGACAAGAGAAGAGGCAAAGCUAGCUAUUGAGAAGCUCAGUGGCCAUCAGUUUGAGGACUACUCCUUCAAGAUUUCCUACAUCCCCGAUGAAGAGGUGAGCUCUCCUUCACCCCCUCAUCGAGCCCGGGAACAAGGCCACGGCCCCGGGAGCUCUUCUCAGGCCAGACAGAUUGAUUUCCCGCUGCGGAUCCUGGUCCCCACCCAGUUUGUUGGUGCCAUCAUCGGAAAGGAGGGCUUGACCAUAAAGAACAUCACUAAGCAGACCCAGUCCCGGGUAGACAUCCACCGGAAGGAGAACUCCGGGGCUGCAGAGAAGCCUGUCACAAUCCACGCCACCCCAGAAGGGACAUCUGAAGCAUGCCGCAUGAUUCUUGAGAUUAUGCAGAAGGAGGCUGAUGAGACCAAACUGGCUGAGGAGGUCCCUCUGAAAAUCCUGGCCCACAACGGCUUCGUUGGAAGACUGAUUGGCAAAGAAGGCAGAAAUCUGAAGAAAAUAGAACACGAGACAGGGACCAAGAUAACCAUCUCAUCCUUGCAGGAUUUGAGCAUCUAUAACCCCGAGAGAACCAUCACCGUGAAGGGCACCAUUGAAGCCUGUGCCAGUGCUGAGAUAGAGAUUAUGAAGAAACUGCGAGAGGCCUUUGAAAACGACAUGCUGGCCGUUAAUCAACAAGCCAAUCUGAUCCCAGGGCUAAACCUCAGUGCACUUGGCAUCUUUUCGACAGGACUGUCUGUGCUUCCUCCGCCAGCAGGGCCCCGUGGAGUUCCCCCCAGUCCCCCCUAUCACCCCUUUGCUACCCACUCCGGAUACUUCUCCAGUCUGUACCCUCAUCACCAUUUCGGCCCAUUCCCACAUCAUCACUCCUACCCGGAGCAGGAGACUGUGAGUCUCUUCAUCCCAACCCAGGCUGUGGGUGCUAUCAUCGGGAAGAAGGGGGCACACAUCAAACAGCUCGCUCGAUUUGCUGGCGCCUCCAUCAAGAUCGCUCCAGCAGAAGGUCCGGAUGCCAGUGAGAGGACAGUCAUCAUCACGGGUCCCCCCGAAGCCCAGUUCAAGGCUCAGGGACGGAUCUUUGGGAAACUGAAAGAAGAAAACUUCUUUAAUCCCAAAGAAGAAGUGAAGCUGGAGGCCCACAUCCGAGUCCCCUCGUCAACUGCUGGUCGGGUGAUUGGCAAGGGCGGCAAAACCACUGCGCAACGCAAGAUCAGGGAAAUUGUACAGCAGGUGAAGCAGCAGGAGCAGAGGUACCCUCAGGGAGUCGCCCCACAGCGCAGCAAGUGAGGCUCCCACAGGCACCAGCAAGCAACAGAUGAAUGUAGCCCUCCCAACCCCUGACAGAUGAGACCAAACAGCCAGCGGAUCGGGAGCAAACCAGAGACCAUCCCGAGGAGUGCGCAGUCUGCAGAGCAGCCAGGACCUGCAGACCUCUACACCUCCUGGGAUGCAGGAGGGCACAGGGAAGGCCGGGUUCUCCAGAAACACCGCUUGGCCUGCCCCCAGCUUCCCCUGGCUUCUGCAGGCAUAACAGCCAUCCACUGCCCAUCCAACUCAGAUUCUCCUCAGCUCCCAGGACGCUAUCCCUUUCCGUUGAACUAACAUAGGUGAACACGCUCAAAGCAAAGCAAAAUUCCUAGCCGUUUCUUUGUUGUGGAAAGUUGUCUCUGUACAUGUUAUGUACAUAGCAGAAGGGGAAGGGUGUUAUGAAAUGUGGCCUGUGGGUUACACAGGGCGCCUGCAGCGUUAAUAUAUUUUAGAAAUAAUAUAUCAAAUAACUCAACUAACAACAAUUUUUACUCAGUGAUUAAUUUUGUUUUCUUUUUGAAGAGAAAGCAGGCUUUUCUAGACUUCAAAGAAUAAAGUCUCGGGUGAGGUCCACUGGUAUAGAAAGGAACUUUGAGCCACCCACACGAAAAAUUCACUUGGAGGGAAAUCUUGUCAAGGACACUUAAUGGCAGUUGUGGGUCACCUGUGUCUGUCAACAGAAGGGAUACCGUCCCUGAGGAGGGGCCCUAGGCCCUGGUCACCCGUUUCUCCCAUACACCCAUCGCUCAGCUCCACAGGUUUUAAACUGGUUUUGUUUUGUUUUUUCUUUUGUUUUGCAUACUGCUAUAUAUUUCUGUCUCUCUCUUUAUCUCCCUCCCCACCUUCCUCCGUCCUCUUUACCUGAAAUUCUUUUGAGUCCCUUCAUCCUUUUUCUGCUCCCCAUAUCUAUGCACCCCACCCCCCAUCCCCCCAGGCAAAGCAGUGCUCUCAAUACCGUACCACACACAAGGAACAAACGCGAACCACACAGACCAGCCUCAGCUUACACUCGGUUACUCAAGCGAACAAGAGUCGGCGGUACUUGUCCUAGCGUUCGGAAGAGGAAAGCAGGAACCCGGCAAACCAAGCAGCCAACCAAACAAAGAAAAACUCCACAAGGAAAGAAUGUACUCUCUCUUUACAUCUUGGUAUACAAGCCAUCAACACUUAGUGAAAUUCUUUCUUUCUUUAAAAAUUUAAAGCGCAGGAAAAUAGCAAUUUAUAUGAGGUUGUUGGCCCAGGGCGUUAAAUUUACAGAUUUUUUUUUUUUUUAAAUGAGAAAAACACACAAAUAAAAGCUACCUCAGGUGUUUUUUACCUCAGCACCUUGCUCUUGUGUUUCCCUUAGAGAUUUUGUAAAACUGAUAGUUGGAGCAUUUUUUAUUUUUUUAAUAAAAAUGAGUUGAAAAAAAAAAAAGAUGAGCUGCCAGCCCCGAGCAGGCGGCAGCCCAGGUGUGCAGCAGCUCUUCUGUCUUCCACUAGCCAAGAGCCUACAUGGCCUUCUUGUGGACAAACCUAAAAAUGUUUAUUUUUAAAAAAAUGACAAAGAAAAACAGAGAAUAUUGGAACCGUCCUGAAUUUCAAUAGGGUACGUGCCGUGAGGGCUUUUGCGCUGAAGGAUGACCACGUCCUGGUUAUGUGAAGAAACCAUGACACUACCAGACUGCGAUGCCGGUUUCCUCUACUGCAAACAGUGUUCUGUGACAAAAAAAAAAAAAAAAAAAAAAAAGGAAAAAAUAUAUC
Molecule: messenger RNA, 3493 nt
Organism: Mus pahari (shrew mouse)
Lineage: Eukaryota; Metazoa; Chordata; Mammalia; Rodentia; Muridae
Gene: Igf2bp2
Product: insulin like growth factor 2 mRNA binding protein 2
Exons: 15
Coding region: 65-1729 (554 amino acids)
Biological process (GO): nervous system development; regulation of gene expression
Cellular component (GO): nucleus; cytosol; cytoplasm
Molecular function (GO): mRNA 3'-UTR binding
Source: RefSeq, a predicted model, not a curated record